GGCGCCAUCGCCAAGCGCCCCGCUGCCGCGUUCAAACCAUUCCCAGAGCCCAAGAGGGGAAUGGACCGCGUGCAAGGCAAGAGGGGGAAGGAGAAAGGCAACGCCCCCUACGUUCGCACCGCCAACGGCACCCAGAAGACACAGAAAGAACGCAACGCCUGGUGCCGCAAUACCGACUCCUUCGACUCGGAAGACGAGAAGAAGCUCGUGGACCUCUUGAUCAAGGACGGGGUCCUCAUCGAUUGGUCUGGGUCGACGUGCCCUUUUUGCGGGAAAGGCACCCUCGGCGAACGGUGCACCUUGGAUUGGGGGAGCGGCUCGGGCUGUGCAUGGCGAUGCAACGACGGGAAGAAAUGCGGAAAGCAGAUGCGCCCCACUCGCAGCCACCCCAUUUUCGCCAGCGGCUGGGGGAAGGAGACAUUGUCGUUGCGGGACAAAUGCAGGGUCUCGUUCGGCCUUCUAACGGGGAUGACUACCGCGCAGAUGCACCAGCACUACGGCACCAACCACAAGAUGAUCGAGAAGAUGACCAGCAACCUCGACAUCGCGUACGGCAGCGGCAAGACUUGGGUUGACAUCGAGGCCGACGGGUCCGUCUUCGCUUCCGCGGUUACGGAGGACAAGGAGAUGAAGGAGUGGGAGCAGUGGGCAGGGGUGGUGCAGCGGGGCAAGCCAGAAACGCCAGUGCUGUUCAGGGCGAUUGCCGCGCGCAGUGGCUCCGCGCAGUGGGAGCACUGGCAUCGCGGACACGACCUGUGGUCUGCCACGGGCGAGAUGCUGUGCGAUUUGAUGGGCCCCACGCUCUGCGGGCACUGGCGCUGGCUGGCGGCGCAUAGUUCGAGCGACAGCCGUCGGGCCGCCCCCAGCUGCCAAGCUUUCGCCUCAAGCCUCCGUUGGCGCCCGCUGUCUGACAUGGCGAGCCCGACGGCCGGCAACAUCAAAUCAAUCGGAGAGGCCGUCGGCAGCGACGCCUCCGCAACUGAUCAAAUCAAAAACACGCGGCUGGACAUGGCAGCGGUGCAGUCCUUCAAAAAGCUCGACAAGCCCGAGCUCUUCCACUCAGACCCUCCCGCUGCUUUCGCCCUCCGCGACAUGCCGCUCCAAUACGUGGGCCACGCCGUGAAUCUGAAGCAUUCGGUGGAUUGGGUGGCGCUGGAGGAUGGCGCCGCGGAGCAAUUGGACACAGUGGACGUGCAUGGCGCCAUGUGCGCGGGCAACUACAUGGCGCUGCCAAUCCCGUUUAAACCAAACAAGGACCCUUGCGAACUUGCCUUCACCGCGCAGCUCCACAUCCUGCCGAAGGACGCGAACGGCGAGCAGCACGCGCUGAAGUACGCCAGGUUCGAGAACAAGGUUCGGACCGACAUCGCCAAGGAGAUCUUCGUUGCAGGCAAGGCGCUUGCCAUCCACUGGGGGAGCACGGCCGACAAAUACACGCCACUGAAACUCUUCUACCACAUGGUGGACAGGUUGGGCGGGGCGCAGAUCCACCAUUGGGCGCAGCCGUCCGCGGCCGCCGCCGCCGUCGGAGGUGGCGGUUACGACAGGGGCAGGCGAAGGGCGGGCUACCGUUUCAUAGAAGAGUUCGGCCCGAGGGCAAACAACCGGAACCUGUUCGCGGGGUGGACCGACGAACAGGUUAACGACGAGCAGUCGCCGAUCUUCGGACGGCAGGCAGCGGAAGUCAAAGAGUCGCUCCGCAACUACGCGUCGGGCUCUGUCGGCGCGAGGACACUCGAGCGCUGGGCGGUCACACUCGAGCGCCCCCACCCGUUCGCGUUCGACAACAUCGUCGCCCCCAUUCUCAAGAGCCACGACGUGCACGGGACCAUGUGGAUCGGCAAGACCAUGGUCGGCGAAUCCACGGCGUCGAAAACCAUCGGCUUCGCAAUCUCCGCCUACCGGAUUGAUGAGAAUAGCCGCGCCGACCUCCGUCCGAGCGUUGUCACGACGAAGAAAAUCGACUUCUUGCGGCUCGAGCCUGGAACUGCGUUCAAGCCCGAUAUCGCGGACGACACCGCCCACACGAAGUGGGCCCCCGAUGAGAUCAAGGCCUUCCUCGACCCCGCCGAGGAAGACGCGCUGUUGUGGGGCGGCACCUCCUUCGAGCAGAACCAGCCCCGCCAGAUCUGCGUAAACCCGUACGAUCAAGAGUUCGAGAAGAAGGCGCGUUCCAUCCGCAGAGGCCAGCAAGUGAUCAAGUUCGACGACUUCCUCAAAAUCAUCGAUCGUAACUUCAUGGGCGAGAAGCAGAGCGGCUACCAGAUGGCGGACGUGGAGGCGUACCUGGCGAGGUCCAACAUCGUGCUCCUCACUGACGACUGGAUGUACCUAUGGCUGGCGUCUACGACUAAGGAUCCAGCCCCCCGCUUCCCGCGGCCAGUGCCCGAGAAGCCAGACCUCUUCGCGCCCUGGACCACCCCUAUCCUGAAGCGGUUCAAGAAGGGCCAGGCCUUCACGCCGCCCGACUACGACGCGCACACGAAGCGGGCCGCGGCCGCCACGAAGAAGCUUGCCGGCGGCAAAGACGCCGGGCGUUCGAAGACAAUUCACAAUUCGCGGCCCCACGCUCUUCGACCAGGCAACCCAGAUGACGACGACGACGACUUUGGUCCCGGCAGCGAGAUGGGAAGCGCCGCCGCAGCAGAUGACGAGCACGACGUCUUUGGCGUCGGCGGCGGGACGGAUGGCGACGACGACCCCCCCCCCGCGGCCGUCGCGGCCGCGAUCCCCUCGCCUGCGGCGGCGAUCAAGAGUGAGCCAGGGGCGUUCCUCCAGCGCCUCAAGAAGUCCAAGGAUUGCGGCGUCAUUGACUUGAGCACGCCGACGCCGAAGAAGAAGCGCAUGGACCUCGAGGAGGAGCUCUCGCAGAUGCUAGAUGACGACGGGACGACAGGCGCCGCGGCUGCGAGUUCGGGCGCUGGCGCGCCAGCGUGA
Molecule: messenger RNA, 2937 nt
Organism: Prorocentrum cordatum
Lineage: Eukaryota; Dinophyceae; Prorocentrales; Prorocentraceae
Source: the annotation of a GenBank genome assembly